Molecule: messenger RNA, 2667 nt
Organism: Crotalus tigris (Tiger rattlesnake)
Lineage: Eukaryota; Metazoa; Chordata; Lepidosauria; Squamata; Viperidae
Product: T-box transcription factor TBX10-like
Exons: 4
Coding region: 553-1125 (190 amino acids)
Biological process (GO): positive regulation of DNA-templated transcription; regulation of transcription by RNA polymerase II; cell fate specification
Cellular component (GO): nucleus
Molecular function (GO): DNA-binding transcription factor activity, RNA polymerase II-specific; RNA polymerase II cis-regulatory region sequence-specific DNA binding
Source: RefSeq, a predicted model, not a curated record
AUAUGCAAAUUAUGAAACUUAUUUUGCAAAAUUGCCUACAAUGUUUGUUCUUUGGUUCCCAAGCAACGCCUAUAGUAGCUGAACUGGACAUCCAGUUAUGAGACUCGGUUUUGUAUAUAAUUAUGUGGAUGUGUGUAUAUGUUUACUUCUCUUUUGUCAUGUUUUCAUCACAUAUAGCAUAUUAACUUUUGUAACCUAAUACAUCUGGCCGUUGCCAGAUUGGGAAACUGAUGUAGGCUUUUUUCAUGGAGACUUUAGUCAUGAAAGUGAAGAGAAACUGAGUGAAUUACCUUCAGUAUAAAUAAAUAAAAAGCCUCUUUCAUGAAAUGUAGCCCCUUGGCUGACAGCAAAAAAAAAUUCUGGCUAGUGUUUUUCCCCCAUCAUAUUUCAAAUUAGAACAUGUCUACUGACAUCUGGGAAAGUGAAAGAAAGUUGCAUGCAGCCAUAUGCAUCAUGGGAAAAUGUUAAAAUGAGUGCCUUCACCUGAAUUUAAAUUUUGUAUCCUCACCUGAAAGCUUUAAUUUCUUAAUCAAACAGAUCAUUCUGAACUCCAUGCACAGAUACCAGCCCCGUUUCCAUGUGGUGGUGGUGGAUCCACGUCCAGACAGUGAGCGUUAUGCCCAGGAGAAUUUCAAAUCUUUCAUCUUUACAGAGACACAAUUUAUGGCAGUGACCGCCUAUCAGAACCACCGGAUCACCCAGCUGAAAAUUGCUAGUAACCCCUUUGCUAAAGGUUUCCGGGAGUGUGAGCCAGAUGACUGGCCGGGAUCCUCAGGGCAACUACUGAGUUGUUUAUCACGGAAUGGGAAUGCCUCCUCCUUAGCCCAACUUCAAGAGAUUCCAGAGAAAGGGUUUUCCAGCAAUCACCACCUUCCUCCUGCCAUCCUCAGAGAAGCCUCCCAAUUCCAGCAUCAACCUCUGGUGACAUCAGCCAGCCUCCCAGAUGUAUGCAUUGCACGGCGACCCUUGAAUGAAGCCCCAGGGGCCCUGCCCUACAAGCAUCUUUCCUAUCACAGCUUCUACGUGGGAGCUCGAACUGGGACAGCCCCUUAUGCCCUACCUAGCAACCGGGCAACCAGCUUCCAUACUCUCAAUAUUUACACAGCUGGUGGUUAUGAGCAAUGAGACAGCAGGAGCAGCCGUCCCCUGGCCCAGUUCAGAUCAAACUUUCCUAAAGAACCCUUUUCAUCUCCCAAUGAUGCUUUUUAUGACACUGCCUGCCAGGAGGUUUCGCCCAUUAUACAACUCCCUCUUCAUUGAAGGCAUUUUGGGGAUCGCAUUUUUUAUGCCCAACUGAUACUUAUAGCUUAUCCCCUGCCCUAGAUUAACAGAGUUGCCCAACAUUUCCUCAAUUACAUAUUAAAUAAUUGUAUUAUAUAUAGAUACGAUGUAGUCCAAUACAAAACUAACCUCUUCUCAAAGGUGUAGUGGAACUCAAAACAGGAAUGGAAAGUAGAUUUCACUGAGAUUCUGGCCACUUGCUCAUUAACUGCUUCUACUCCUUACCCCUCUGAAACAGCCCACAGCGGUUAAGGAAUUCAACCCCACCUCCAAACACAACAACCCUGACUGAAACACACCCGCCCCAUGUCCAAAUCUGCAAAGCAGAAAUCCCAAGUAAAUCUUGUGACUACAAAAUGCUCUCCAGGCAGAGAUAAAAAUGCAGCGAGUUUUAUUUUUGUUGCUGAGUUAGUGCCACAGGGAUAAGGAUUAAUGUCUUUAGCACAGAAUUCUACCUGGCCUAUUGAAUGCACUGUCCUCUUAAGGGGAGGAUGUGACAGAGUGAGACAAGCUUUCAGUGCAUUCUUGAGGCCUCCCUGCCUUCAAUGUGAAGGAAGCUUGCAGUGCACUUCAUGCCAAGAAUCCCUCUUUUGCCUUUGGCAAAGUUAAGCUUAGUUGGCCCACCUGGGAGAGGUGCUGUUUCUAUUUGCCUCCUCUCUGGUCCACGUUCCAUUAAUAUGCUUUGCUAACAGUCCGUAAGCUGAGCUCAGAAGAUAGAAAAAACAGCCAACAUCUUAAUCCACUUCCCUGUAUUAACACCCAACAUGUCAACUGUGCUUUAGAUCAAGUCUGUCUUGACGGCUUGGAUCUGCCUCCACCUCGUAUUUUGGUAGAUGCAGCAUCAACCUGAGUUCUUUGUCACAAUAAUUUUUUUUCUGAGGCUGACCUGGACACUAACCCCCAAUAAAAUUCUAGUACAGUUCUGCAGAAAGUAAAAAAUCCCUUGGCCAGGUCUCUUGUCAACUAAUCUAAGUAAGUAAACCGGUCCCUUUUUACACAGAUGAGUGAUACAAAUGGACAAUGUCCUUCUAGUUCCAAUAGAACCAAAUUUCAGUGUUUCCUAUAUUCUAAUUUUCCUUAAGGUCUUUUACCAUUUUUUCCCACCAGAGCUUUCAGGAUACAGAAAUAUACAUAAGAUGGUUAUUGAAACAACAAAUCACCUAAAUCAAAAGAUCUGCAAACAAUGUGGCAAGAUUCAAAACACAGCUCUGGAAGAUUGUUCCUUCAGUUCCAAAAUAUCAGCCUAAAUACUGAUAUUCGUGUGUGAGUCAGCACAGGAUCUCGGUUUAAUCGUAACAGGCUGUUAAAAGCUAGUGCAUUUUCUGCCCGGAUAGAAGUCACAAGCAAUAGAUGGGGAAGCAAGAGUCAGUUUAAAAAAAAAAAAAA